Molecule: messenger RNA, 2230 nt
Organism: Salarias fasciatus (jewelled blenny)
Lineage: Eukaryota; Metazoa; Chordata; Actinopteri; Blenniiformes; Blenniidae
Exons: 7
Coding region: 382-1029 (215 amino acids)
Source: RefSeq, a predicted model, not a curated record
UGAUGAUGAUGAUGAAGAUGCCCGCUACAGGUGGACGACCGCAAGGAAGAUGGAGGAGGAAGAGGAGGAGGACCAAGGCGGUUGAAGGACGGAGACGGAGGAGCACAGAUGGGAGGAGACGACCCCGAAGAACCGGCGGCGGCUGAGACGAACACAGGAAACCAGGUCCGACGUCAGACCGGACGAGACCAGGUCCCAGAGGACGGAUGCCCGGAUCGCAGGCGGGACACGUCAUUGGUGCAGGAGCUGUCCAUCAGGGACUCGUCACUGCUGCUGGCAUCCGCCGACCGGUGAGGCAGAGUGGGCGGAGCUUCAUCUGCCAGGACAAACAACACAUUUUGAGGUCAGGUCAGCAAUGAAAGGAGGACGUCUCCAGGGAAGAUGGCCACAGGUGUGCGGGUGGAGGCCCAGACCCAGCUGACGGCGGCGGUCGGGGGGGACCUGGUCUUCCAGUGCAGCUUCGGGUUCUCCGGGACCUGGAAGAUCCUGUGCCGGCAGGAGUGUCAGGGGGACGGGAUCCUGAUCCAGACCCGGGAAGACUCGGCCCAGAACGGCCGCUACAGCGUCCGCUACGACCGGAGCUCCAACAGCGUGCUGGUCCACAUCUCCGGGGUGACUCGGUCCGAUUCCGGCUUGUUGCUGUGUGGUCUGGCCGCCCAGACCUCCACCUACUCCGUCUGCAUGGCCCAGGUCUCCGUCACCGCCGAAUCGGUUCCGUCAGUCGAGAACCCGACCGUCCAGAAUCCAGCCACGCCGUCAGGAGAACCUCCUGAGGGCCCCGCCCACAGCCCGGCGGGCGGAGCAGCAGUGUCCCUGGUCGUCGUCUUGCUGCUCGUCUCGCUCGCUGCCUUCAUCAUCUACAGAAAAAUCAGCAAAUCCAGAGGUCUGAAGCGUGAAGGAACGUCAGUGGAAACAAAUAUGGAGGAAGUGCUCUAUGAGAACUGUCCCCCGGACCGCUCCCAGCUGGACUACGAGCGUCUGGAUCCGGGCAGCAGAGAGAAGCAGGAUUACACGCCGCUCGCAGAUUAGCCGCUCCGGAUCAACGUGACGCCCAGAAAAGUCUGAACUGUGUGAAACGUCUGCUGAUGAUGGUUAGCAUGUUUAGCAUGUUUAGCAUGUUUAGCAUGGUUAGCAUGUUUAGCAUGUUUAGCAAAGUUAGUGUGUUAAAGGAGAAUCUUGGAACUUUUGCUCUGGCGCUCCCCCUACUGGUCUCCUGUGAAAGCUCUGUCAUAAACGUUCUCUGCAUCACUUCCUGUGGCCUGAACCCACUUCCUGUGGGCUGAACCCUCUUCCUGUGGGCUGAACCCACUUCCUGUGGGCUGAACCCACUUCCUGUGGCCUGAACCCACUUCCUGUGGGCUGAACCCACUUCCUGUGGGCUGAACCCACUUCCUGUGGGGGGAGACCAAGAUGGCGGAGUGAGGAGACGAACUUUUGCAGGCGCUGGUAAAUUAAGGCUUUUUCUUCGUCCUUAAUGUGAAAACAUUUGAAAAAAGCAAGCCAACAGCUCACUAAUCCUCCACAGAACUGAGAACUUGGACUAAAGGCUGAUUUUCAUUCGUUUUUUGGCAACAUUGAAGCUUUUUGUUGAGCCGACAUGCUGAGUGAACAGACGACAGUAAUAUGGCAGCUGGGUGAGUCGGAGUGUCGGAGGACCAGGAAAACAUGGAAGAGGGACCGGGGAGAAACUCCGAUGACAAAACACCAGUGCCAAGUCCUAACCCCAAAAAGCUCAAAAGAAAAUAUCAAAAAGAGAACAAAAACCAAAGUGGAGCAUCAAAUGAAGAUAUCCUCGAGGCUGUCAAGCCUUAAUUAAGAGAUUUGAUGACCAAGAUGUACGCCUGACCAGGUUCCAGCGCAAAAUGGAGGAAACUAUGCAAAAUGUGAAGGAAAAUAAAGAAGAAAUUGGCAAAGUGAAGGAUCAAAUGGCUCAACUUCAGAAAGAAAACGACACCCUCAAACAAAUGUGUUUGGAUCACGCUCGUUAUAAGAGGAAGUGGAACCUUCGUCUCAUCGGUCUCCCUGAGAAAGAAAGAGAGGAAACCAAGGAGGUCAUCGUCGGCAUCCUCACCCGGAUUCUGCCGGUGUCAGUCGACAAGCUGCCUGAAACGGUGGAUACAGAACGAGGGUGGACCCAAAAGAAUCCGGAAUUUGACUGUAACUUUUUAUUUCUGACAUUUCAAAAUAAAACAUCACUGUCGCCUUCAAAAUAAUCUCCAUCUGCAUGAAU